This is a messenger RNA of Fomitopsis serialis, 681 nucleotides long. RefSeq lists its product as uncharacterized. Lineage: Eukaryota; Fungi; Basidiomycota; Agaricomycetes; Polyporales; Fomitopsidaceae. The record is from RefSeq and is a predicted model, not a curated record. The transcript has a single exon. Bases 1 to 681 code for a protein of 226 amino acids.
AUGCCAGGAAUCACCAACCCAGGCGCUAUGUUCCUCACCUUUCACCAAAAGAGUGGAGCAGAAACCACUCUACACGACGACAACAUAACGACCACAAGGACGACAACACACACGCCUGCAGCCGCUCAUGCGCGCCCUACACCCAGAUCCCACCCAUACGCCCCACACCUCGCAUACACCUUCAGAUCCCUCGAAGUGCAAGUGGAGGACGAACCGGAGCAGGGAAACGACGGCGAGCUGAGAACAAUAUGGGCGAUACGAAACCAGCCACCGCGACAACUAACUCGCGGGCACAUGAUCAGCAUGCGCUCGUCCGCCGGAAUAGUCGGCACAGGACGCAUAACGAUAGCGACCAAUAUCACGAGGCAUUGGAUAACGCUUCGCCUGAAAGACGGCGGCGACCACACGCAGAUCCGAGUCCCGAUCCCAUGGGCAAAUAUGGGCAAGCUCGAGCAAUAUGCUCACACGUCAGCGUACAUGCACCUGUCCAGACACCCUGGCCCUCACAGGGCAUUCAUGCACCGACACAUCUUCAUGGACGACUCGAAGAACCCGUAUGAAUUCGACCUGGAUCCACGCGAACUCACCCACCUCGCGAAACAUCUAGAGGAGAACCGUAGACUUCGUCGGAUAACGGAGAGGAGAUCCGACCCUAACGCACCCUACCAACAGGAGGAAUAG